Messenger RNA from Scleropages formosus (Asian bonytongue), 2244 nucleotides. RefSeq names its product guanosine monophosphate reductase 2 (gene gmpr2). Gene Ontology annotation, biological process: nucleotide metabolic process. The transcript has 10 exons. Gene Ontology annotation, cellular component: GMP reductase complex. The record is from RefSeq and is a predicted model, not a curated record. Lineage: Eukaryota; Metazoa; Chordata; Actinopteri; Osteoglossiformes; Osteoglossidae. The coding region runs from base 356 to 1402 and encodes 348 amino acids. Gene Ontology annotation, molecular function: GMP reductase activity.
AAACGGCUUCUCUGUCUAAGUCAAGAGAGCACAUGGCGUUCAAACUACAUCUUCUGUCUGGUCACGGCCGAACAAUUUCGGUGUAAAAAAAAUGCGCCCUUGACUUUGGUUCCGGUUCUUCCGUUCUUAGUGCCGGAAGAAAGAAGCGAAGAGGGGAAUUAAACACAUAACGGAAGUUUAAGAGCCAGGGGGGCAUUUUCCUGUGUUAACAACGUACCUGCCCAUUCAGUUAAUUACUGCACUGUAGGAUUUUGAAUAUUUUAAUUUCACAAUUGAAGCAUUUCGAGGUGAGUCAAUCGACGUCAACCCAACUGAAAUAUUAACCUUGACGUUUGACUGCACGCGCACGAGCGACAUGCCGCGCAUCGAGAGCGACGUCAAGCUGGACUUCAAGGACGUGCUGCUGCGGCCCAAGAGGAGCACGCUCAAGUCGCGCAGCGAGGUGGACCUCAUGCGCAGCUUUACCUUUAGGAACUCGAAGCACAGCUACACAGGGAUCCCCAUCAUCGCUGCCAACAUGGACACGGUGGGGACCUUUGAGAUGGCUCUGGCUCUGCACAAGUUCUCCCUCUUCACGACCGUCCACAAGCACUACUCGGUGGACGAGUGGAAGGAGUUCGGCGCACAGCAUCCGCAGUGUCUGGAGAGCGUGGCCGUGAGCACGGGCACCAGCGAGGCUGACUUUGAGAGGCUCUGUGCCGUGUUGGCUGCCGUGACCCAGCUGCAGUACAUCUGCGUGGACGUGGCCAACGGCUACUCGGAGCACUUUGUGCACUUCGUCAAGGACGUACGGCAGAAGUUCCCGUCCCACACCAUCAUGGCAGGGAAUGUGGUUACCGGAGAGAUGGUGGAGGAGCUGAUUCUUGCUGGUGCUGACAUCAUCAAAGUCGGCAUUGGACCAGGCUCAGUGUGCACAACUCGCAAGAAAACCGGGGUGGGGUACCCCCAGCUAAGUGCUGUGAUCGAGUGCGCUGACGCUGCCCAUGGUCUUGGGGGACACAUCAUAUCUGAUGGAGGGUGUACCUGCCCAGGUGAUGUGUCCAAGGCCUUUGGUGCCGGCGCAGACUUUGUCAUGCUGGGCGGGAUGUUGGCUGGUCACUCCGAGAGCGGAGGCGAGGUCAUUGAAAAGAACGGGAAGAAGUACAAGCUCUUUUACGGCAUGAGUUCCGACAUAGCCAUGAAGAAGCAUUCUGGAGGGGUGGCGGAGUACAGGGCGUCGGAGGGGAAGACGGUAGAGGUGGCAUACAAGGGCCCGGUGGAGGAAACGAUUCGAGAUGUCCUGGGAGGGGUGCGAUCCACCUGCACCUACGUGGGUGCCGCCAAACUGAAAGAGUUAAGCCGCAGGACCACCUUCAUCAGAGUCACCCAGCAGCUCAACACUGUGUUUGGAAAUGAUAGCUAAGAGAAAACCAGGCCGCUGGAGUCAGGGAAUCCAAGAUGAGCUGUCUCUCGCGUGCGCCCACAAAUUCACGGAUACGCACACAUACCCAUAGAAACACCGCCUGUUUUAACAGCUUUAGUUGUUUUAUUUAUUUCCAUAUAUACAAGUCAAGCUUUCAAUAUGUAAUGCUCUAAUAAUCAAAAUACAGUCAUCUAUGAAGAAAUUCAGGAGUGCAGACUCCCUGCUCUUGUGUAGGGGGUCCACUGUAGUAACUGUGCAAACAUACCCAAGUAAUUUUAACUUAGGACCAAACUCCUACAGUAGGAGGGAACAUUUUAAUAUUAAAUUAUUAACUCGUUACUGUCUUUGACAACAGACUAAAGUAAAAAAUAAGUAAUAAAAUACAUAAUUCCUGAUAUGCACCACCACUAGGGUUUAUGCAUGUUUUUGGCUUUGUAAAAAAUCUCCACUGCAGCUGGUAUUUGUUGCUCUGAAACAUUUACAAGAUAGGGGCUCUUCCCUUUUAAGAUAAAGGGAAGGAUAAAGCUGGGUUAAUUUUUUUUUUUAAGUAUAGUGUGUUUAACACAACAUUUAAGCUUUAAUGCAGUUGUAGUUGCAGUUUAGUGCAGCUUUUUCUGUUGGUGCGGUAAUAGCGAAGUUACAUGAAUAGGUUUUCCGUAUCAUAUUUAUCCUAGUGAGACCAAGGGUAUCUCCUCUGGAAUGAGCCAGAAUGUGAUCCAAAUGUUACAUUCCAGUGUUCUACUUUGUAUGAAUAAAACUGUGUGCCAAUUUGAUUGCUGCGUGUGCACAUGUUCAGCGUUCCAUCUUUGAAUAACAAAUGAUAUCCAAUACUGCCAUCAUAC